AUGGCAUCAUCUUCCGCCACGCCCGGGGCAUCUGCCAAGGAGAAUUUCAAGCAGCGUCCCAAGGAAGUGUGCGACGCUCUCUUCAACUCUGUCACCAAUAUUGGAGAAAAGCUCAAGGACAAUGACGCCAAGGCGAAGGAGGCCUUGAAAGCGGCGGUAGACGGGCUCAACAACGCCAGAAACAUGGAUUGGGCAGGCUUCUGCGAGAAUCAAGAAAAUGCAACCCGACUUCAGACCAUGGAGACCGCGGCGGUUGGCAUUGAGAAGACUGCCGGCAAACUCGACACCCUCCUCGACGAUGCGACAGCUGACAAGAAGAAUGAUAUUACAACGAAAGCGAGCUUGAUCAAAUCAAACACCCUUACCUUGGUCAAACAAGUAGAGUUGGCCGGUCUCCAGCGACGCAUUAAGCUCAAAGAACUAGACAACAACGACGGCCUCGUUUCAUAUACCAGCGACGCAGCCGGUAACGAGGAGGAUUCGUCGUGGGGAGAUGUGCGCUACAAGGAGGAGAUCAAGAAGGCUAAUAUCGAUGAUCGCAGUCACGGUGACCGCUUCGAUCACGGGCGUGACGACAGAGAAGAUGGUCCCGCCCUCUAG
Sordaria macrospora k-hell is the source of this 600-nucleotide messenger RNA. RefSeq lists its product as uncharacterized. Lineage: Eukaryota; Fungi; Ascomycota; Sordariomycetes; Sordariales; Sordariaceae. The record is from RefSeq and is a predicted model, not a curated record.